UGUUUGCGGUUGUCAGUGCGAGACUGUUGUAAAUGUGAGAGUGCAGUUUUUGCAAGUUGGGGGAAAAGCACAAAAUGGAAUGUUUGAUAGGUAUUCAAGGCAAAGAUUUCGUUGUCGUCGCGGCAGAUAUGAAGUCUGCACGAAGUAUACUGACAAUGAAACACGACCAAGACAAGAUGUUCCAGUUAAGUAGCAAACUGAUGAUGUUAGUCUGUGGGGAAUCAGGAGACACAGUACAAUUUGCAGAAUAUAUUGCUAAAAAUAUACAGCUUUAUAAAAUGAGGAAUGGAUAUGAAUUAUCACCACAUGCCGCAGCUAAUUUUACAAGGAGAAAUUUGGCAGAAUAUCUCAGGAGUCAGACUCCAUACAUGGUGAAUCUGUUGCUGGCAGGUUUUGACGAAGAAAGUGGACCUGCUCUGUACUACAUGGACUACCUGGCCUCCAUGAACAAAGUGCCUUUUGCAUUACAUGGUUAUGGCUCUUUCUUUGCUCUUAGUAUCAUGGACAGGUAUUACAAAGAAGAUCUCACACAGGAAGAUGCAGUAAAGCUUGUACAAAGAUGUGUUAAUGAGAUCAACAAAAGGUUUCUUGUAAAUCUACCAGCAUUUAAAGUCAGAGUGAUCAACAAGGAUGGCAUUCAAGACCUACCUGAUGUGAAACCAGUGCUGUCAACAUCUUAGUAACCAAAUGUGGAAUAAUAAACUUUAAAACAACAGAAAAUUAAAUGCAACAACAUUGCAGAUGACACCCAAAAAACUGUUCGCCUGUAGUUGUUUAUCCAUGAUGUUCAUAUAGUUAUCAUGUUGAAUGAUGAGGACUAGACUGCACAGUCAGAUUGAAGUUCAUCUUGUACAUGGACCAAACAGUUAAAAGGACUACGUUCAGUUUUAUGUGUACAAGUCAGAAAAAUGUGACAAAUUUAUUGUAAUCAACUAUGGUCAUGACUAAAAGAAGCAUCUUGUAAAAACUAAUGAGAUAUUUAUGUCAACUGUACAGUCAUUUUCAUUCACAAAAAAAAAAAAAA
Molecule: messenger RNA, 1024 nt
Organism: Lingula anatina
Lineage: Eukaryota; Metazoa; Brachiopoda; Lingulata; Lingulida; Lingulidae
Product: proteasome subunit beta type-2
Biological process (GO): proteasomal protein catabolic process
Cellular component (GO): proteasome core complex; cytoplasm; nucleus
Source: RefSeq, a predicted model, not a curated record